AUGCAUGAUUUGAAGGGGCACAUUGAAAAUUUUCGCCGUCAGCUACGAGCACUGAGAUUCCGGCACGAUGUCGAUUAUUAUGGACUCUCUAAGGGAAACCCCGGGGCAUUUCUGGAGUUCUAUCGCCACUUGUUAUGCGAUCACAGUACAGAAUUGACGAAACUUCUAGUCGGAAAAGGUUUCGCGAUUUUGGGCACUUCCGACUAUCGAUUUAUGGAGACUGUUUAUCGUAUGCUACGUGAUUUGCUGCGCCUGCAUCCUCCAAUCACGCUGACUCAGUUUUAUACCAACGGUUUCGCGGAGAAGAAGUUGGAAAUGGCCUGUCAGAUUACUGCUCAGUGUGGAUCGCUCAUUGCUCGCUCAUCAGCUAACACACGUUUAACCAAGCAAGGUAAUCUGCGUCGCGGCCGAGGCUCUUGUCAGACGUCCGGGAUCACCUAUUCCAUUCCUUUUGUCCUGCCUGAGGUGUCAUGCAUUCCUGUCGAAGCGGACAAUCAUCAGCCUGUCAACGAAUAG
Molecule: messenger RNA, 516 nt
Organism: Dicrocoelium dendriticum
Lineage: Eukaryota; Metazoa; Platyhelminthes; Trematoda; Plagiorchiida; Dicrocoeliidae
Source: the annotation of a GenBank genome assembly